AUGGAUAUUUCCCAUCAUUCCACCAUCCUCUUCAGCUGCCUCACUUUCUUGCUCUUCCUACCUUCUUCCAAACCAAUUUCCGAUUAUAGCACAUUAGUCUACAAAACCUGUGCAACCCAAACCUUCAACCAUCAACUAUCUCAAUCUUAUUCUCAAACACUCUAUUCCCUAUUCCAACAACUCAUUUCACAAUCCUCCCAUCACAAGUUCUUCAAAACCAUGGAACUUGUCAAUGAUGACACAGCCAUCUCUGGCCUUUUUCAAUGUAGGGAUGAUAUCAGCAAAGAAGAUUGUUUCACCUGUGUAAAUCUUCUUCCUCAUAUGUCAAACACUUUGUGUAGUGACUCCACAUCAGCACGGGUACAACUUCACGGUUGCUACAUUCAAUAUUACACUGAUCAGAAGCUUACAGAAAGAAGUGAUUAUCAAUCUAAAAGUAGCAAUAUGCUUCACAAGGUCUGUGGGGAACCCUCUGUGGCUUAUGAUGACAAGUUUAGAGAGUUAAUGGACGAGGCAUUUGUUGCUCUGGAAAGUGAAAUUCGGAACAGUGAUGGGUAUUAUAGCAUGAAUUAUAAAUCAGUGAAAUUGAUGGCACAGUGUGCUGGUGAUUCAGAAGCUUGUGAAUGUAGUAAAUGCGUUAGCAAUGCAGUGCAAGUUGUUAUGGAAGAAUGCGCUAGUUCACUUUCAGCACAAAUAUAUUUCGACGAGUGUUUUGUAAGCUAUACAUACCAGCCAGAAUUAGAUGGCGUUCCUCGAAACUCUGUUCCAGGAGCAAGCAGAAACAACACCACCGAAAAGUUGGCGGCAAUAGUUGUUGGAGGGGCUGCAGCUCUGUUUUUGGGUUUUAUUUUGUUAUCGAUGCUUAACUAG
Gastrolobium bilobum is the source of this 870-nucleotide messenger RNA. RefSeq names its product plasmodesmata-located protein 2-like. The record is from RefSeq and is a predicted model, not a curated record. NCBI's taxonomy places the organism in Eukaryota, Viridiplantae, Streptophyta, Magnoliopsida, Fabales, Fabaceae. Bases 1 to 870 code for a protein of 289 amino acids. Gene Ontology annotation, biological process: transport of virus in multicellular host; plasmodesmata-mediated intercellular transport. The transcript has 2 exons. Gene Ontology annotation, cellular component: plasmodesma.